Messenger RNA from Ceraceosorus bombacis, 1983 nucleotides. The record is from the annotation of a GenBank genome assembly. Lineage: Eukaryota; Fungi; Basidiomycota; Exobasidiomycetes; Ceraceosorales; Ceraceosoraceae.
AUGACAGAGUCUAGCGAGCGUGCGGAAGCUGCGCAGCAAAUUAGCCGUUCGACAUCUUCGCCGAACAGUCAGAGUGCUGCUUCGACGAGACACGAUGUCCAGCGUGGCGCCACCGCCAUCGAGGGGGAAAAGGGAGCGGCCGAGGAGAAGGAUGCCAAUCUCGUCUCGUGGGACGUCGAUGCAGAUUCACGCAAUCCGCUUGCAUGGUCGACGGCCAAACGGUGGACCAUCUUGAUGAUCGUAUCCACAUGCAGUCUCUGCGUCACUUGCACCUCCAGCGUAGUGGUGAGUCGCGCUAGCAUAGGCUGCGAUCAAGUACCGCUCUUCUUAUAAAGGCGCUGCCCUCCCCACCCCCACGCCACAGUCAAGCACCUUUGAGUCUCUCGAGAGCGACUUUCGAAUCGGGCACGAGGUGGCCAUCCUGGGCUUGUCGUUGUUCGUGCUGGGCCUCGGCAUCGGACCCUUGGCACUGGCUCCGCUGUCGGAAUUCUACGGCAGGCGUCCAGUCUACCUCUCCUCGUUUGGUCUGUUCGUCUUGCUUGGCUUGCCAGUAUCCUUUGCAAACAACCCGGCAGUGUUUUUCAUCUUUCGAUUCUUGACGGGCGUCUUUGGAAGCGCUUUCCUUAGCGUCGCCGGCGGCACCGUUGCCGAUCUGUUCUUGCCAAAGGAUAUGGCGCUGCCCAUGGCUGCAUACACGAUGAGCCCAUUUCUGGGUGAGUGGCGCUGGCGCGCUACACCGCACCCGUGAACAGAUGGACGCAGAUGCUCACCAGAUGUUCCCACCUGCAGGACCAAUUCUUGGACCUCUGUACGCCGGCUUUGCCACGUAUUUCUCCACCUGGCGUUGGACAUUUUGGACGAUCAACAUUUGGUCGUUCAUCAUGUGGAUCGCGCUCCUCCUCUUCGUUUCCGAGACCUUUCAUCCGGCCAUCCUCACCACAAAGGCCAAACAUCUUCGUCGAAGCACGGGAAACCCCAAUCUUUGCUCUGCGCACGAGUUGAAGUUGAGGGAAAAGAGCAUCGGAGGAACGCUGAGGGCGAACAGCACAAAGGUGAUUCAGUUGUUGAUCCUGGAACCGAUGCUCGCGCUGCUGUGUCUCUGGACAGCGCUCCUGCUCGGCAUUUUGUACCUCUUCUUUGAAGCUUGUGAGUUGCGCGCGCGGGCAGCGUGAGCAUAGGGUUCGACAUGGUCCGCUCACUCCCUUGCAAGAUGCGCCUGAAUCUUGCAGUCCCAAUCGUCUUUGGAGCGCACGGAUUCAAUCUGUGGCAGACCGGCCUGUCUUUUCUCGGACUGGCAGUCGGCCUGCUUCUGGGCGCCUUCACCAUGCCCUACUGGGCCAGACGCUACCGACGGGCCAUGGCAGAGAAUGGAGGGCAAGCGCCGCCUGAAGCUCGACUACCGAUGGCCAUGGUCGCCGCCAUCCUCAAUCCGUGAGUUGGCCUUGGAGCAAGCGUGGACUGCUGACGCUGGAGCAGCACACAGUAGUGACACACCGCAACGCUCCACGUCAGCAUCUCGCUCUUCUGGUUCGCCUUUACGACGUAUCCCGCAGUACACUGGAGCAUCCCCAUCGUCGCUUCCAUACCGUUUGGCGCAGGCAUCCUCUUCACCGUGAGUCACGAGUGUGGUGCAUGCGCGCGCAAGAGCCUGACGAUGCAGCGAUCACUCAAACGCCUUGCGCACCCGCCAAACCCCCACCCCCCCAUCCCUGCCUGCCUGCCUGCCAAAAGUAUUCUGCCGUCUUCUCCUACACGGCCGACGUCUGGAGACCAGUGGCAGCCUCUGCAUUGGGGGCCAACUCCAUCUCGCGCAGUCUCUUCGCUUGCGUCUUUCCGCUCUUUGCGACGCAAAUGUACACUCGUCUAGGCAAUGCUGGCGCCACUGCCCUUUUGGCCGGACUCAAUGUGCUCAUGGUCCCCAUUCCCUUUAUCUUUGCAAAGUAUGGACCUCAACUUAGAGCGAAGAGUAGAUACAGCUAUUGA